Messenger RNA from Galeopterus variegatus (Sunda flying lemur), 1272 nucleotides. Its product is annotated as protein RIC1 homolog. The transcript is spliced from 10 exons. Gene Ontology annotation, cellular component: cytosol; Golgi membrane; Ric1-Rgp1 guanyl-nucleotide exchange factor complex. NCBI's taxonomy places the organism in Eukaryota, Metazoa, Chordata, Mammalia, Dermoptera, Cynocephalidae. The record is from RefSeq and is a predicted model, not a curated record. Gene Ontology annotation, molecular function: protein binding. The coding region runs from base 1 to 1272 and encodes 423 amino acids. Gene Ontology annotation, biological process: retrograde transport, endosome to Golgi; intracellular protein transport.
AUGAAUGUAGCCCUUUGUAGUCGCAGCUUUUACGUGGACAUUUGGAACAAAACAGGAGCUGUUAAAUUGAUCAGAUGGUCUCCUGACAAUAGUGUUAUAAUAGUAACCUGGGAAUAUGGAGGCCUUUCUUUAUGGAGUGUGUUUGGAGCCCAGCUGAUUUGUACACUCGGGGGAGAUUUUGCUUAUAGGUCUGAUGGUACCAAAAAAGAUCCCCUUAAAAUCAACUCUAUGAGCUGGGGUGCAGAAGGCUAUCACCUAUGGGUAAUCAGUGGAUUCGAUUCUCAAAACAUCUCAGUUGGAUCUGACCUCAGGAGUAUAGUUAAACAACCUAGCAUUCUGUUAUUUCAGUUUAUCAAAAGUGUACUCACUGUAAAUCCUUGCAUGAAUAGUCAGGAACAGGUGUUGCUUCAGGGAGAGGAUCGUUUGUACUUGAACUGUGGAGAGGCCUCACAAACCCAGAAUCCUAGGAGUUCUUCAGCACACUCUGAGUAUAAGCCCAGUCGGGAAAAGAGCCCAUUUGCAGAUGGAGGUUUAGAGUCUCAGGGUUUAAGCACUUUACUUGGACAUCGGCAUUGGCAUGUUGUACAGUUUUCAGCUAUUGAUAAGCUUGGACAGAAUAUUGCUGUGGUUGGCAAGUUUGGUUUUGCGCAUUACUCUUUACUCACGAAGAAAUGGAAACUUUUUGGAAACAUUACCCAGGAGCAAAAUAUGAUUGUAACAGGUGGCUUAGCCUGGUGGAAUGAUUUUAUGGUCCUUGCAUGUUAUAACCUAAGUGACCAUCAAGAAGAGCUCAGAGUAUACUUGCGAACAUCAAAUCUGGACAACGCCUUUGCUCAUGUCACCAAAGCACAAGCAGAAACAUUACUGCUUAGUGUCUUCCGGGACAUGAUAAUAGUAUUUAGAGCAGACUGUUCAAUAUGCCUUUAUAGUAUUGAAAGAAAAUCUGAUGGUCCAAAUACUACUGCUGGUAUUCAAGUUCUUCAGGAGGUCUCCAUGUCACGCUACAUUCCUCACCCUUUCCUGGUAGUAUCUGUCACUCUGACAUCAGUGAGUACAGAGAAUGGAAUCACCUUGAAAAUGCCACAGCAGGCUCGUGACGCAGAGAGCAUUAUGCUAAACCUUGCAGGACAGCUCAUCAUGAUGCAGAGGGACAGGUCAGGCCCUCAGAUCCGGGAGAAGGACAGUAACCCCAAUCAGAGGAAACUUGUAAGUAAAGUACAAGUCAUUUCUAACAUUAAGAAGGGAUUAGCUUGCAGGAAUAAAAGAAUUUAA